Pyrus x bretschneideri (Chinese white pear) is the source of this 1605-nucleotide messenger RNA. Its product is annotated as geranylgeranyl diphosphate reductase, chloroplastic. The record is from RefSeq and is a predicted model, not a curated record. The transcript is spliced from 2 exons. Gene Ontology annotation, molecular function: FAD binding; oxidoreductase activity, acting on the CH-CH group of donors, NAD or NADP as acceptor. Lineage: Eukaryota; Viridiplantae; Streptophyta; Magnoliopsida; Rosales; Rosaceae. Gene Ontology annotation, biological process: chlorophyll biosynthetic process; photosynthesis. The coding region runs from base 34 to 1434 and encodes 466 amino acids. Gene Ontology annotation, cellular component: chloroplast thylakoid membrane.
ACCUCCUCUGCUUCAGCUGCUCCGACCAAGAAAAUGGCCUCCAUCGCCCUGAAAUCCUUCAUCGGCCUCCGCCAAACCGCCGCGGAGAAAACCAAUUUCACAAUGCAAGCAAAACCCGUUUCUCCGAAACCCUCAAACCACCGAACCCUCCAAGUCAAAGCCGCCAAGACCAGCCCAAAAGUCACCGGUCGAAACCUCCGCGUCGCCGUCAUAGGAGGCGGACCCGCCGGCGGCGCGGCCGCAGAAACUCUAGCCAAGGGCGGCGUCGAGACGUUCCUCAUCGAGCGGAAGAUGGACAACUGCAAGCCCUGCGGCGGGGCCAUCCCGCUCUGCAUGGUGGGCGAGUUCGACCUCCCGCUGGACAUCAUUGACCGCCGCGUCACAAAGAUGAAGAUGAUAUCGCCAUCGAACGUGGCGGUGGACAUCGGGCAGACCCUGAAGCCACACGAGUACAUUGGGAUGGUGAGGCGGGAGGUGCUGGACCAGUACCUGAGGAACAGGGCGAGUGAGAACGGCGCGACGGUGAUAAAUGGGUUGUUUUUGAAGAUGGAUAAGCCGGGAGAUGGGGAGGCGCCGUACGUCCUGCAUUACACAGAGUACGACGGGAAGGCCGGCGGCGCCGGCGUGAAGAAGACGAUGGAGGUUGAUGCGGUGAUUGGAGCUGAUGGGGCAAAUUCCAGAGUGGCCAAGAGCAUUGAUGCUGGUGAUUAUGAGUAUGCUAUUGCCUUCCAGGAGAGAAUCAAAAUCCCCGAUGACAAGAUGGUGUACUAUGAAAACCUCGCUGAGAUGUAUGUCGGCGAUGAUGUCUCGCCAGACUUUUACGGGUGGGUGUUCCCGAAAUGUGACCAUGUAGCAGUUGGUACCGGCACUGUGACUCACAAAGGAGACAUCAAGAAAUUCCAACUAGCAACAAGAAACAGAGCCAAUGACAAGAUUCUAGGCGGCAAAAUUCUCCGGGUGGAGGCACAUCCAAUUCCAGAACACCCCCGGCCACGAAGGUUGGCAGGCAGAGUAGCACUCGUUGGUGAUGCAGCCGGGUACGUAACAAAGUGUUCUGGUGAAGGCAUCUACUUUGCGGCAAAGAGUGGCAGGAUGUGUGCCGAGGCAAUAGUUGAGGGGUCGGAGAAUGGGAAGAGGAUGGUGAAUGAGGCGGACUUGAGGACGUACUUGGAGAAGUGGGACAAGACCUAUUGGCCUACUUACAAGGUGUUGGAUGUGUUGCAGAAGGUGUUCUAUAGGUCGAACCCCGCGAGGGAAGCGUUCGUGGAGAUGUGUGCGGAUGAGUACGUGCAGAAGAUGACGUUCGAUAGCUACUUGUACAAGAGGGUGGUGCCGGGGAAUCCGUGGGAGGAUUUGAAGUUGGCUGUGAAUACCAUUGGGAGCUUGGUUAGGGCUAAUGCACUUAGGAGGGAGAUGGAGAAAAUUAAUGUAUGAAAGGAGGAAGCCUUGUUGGUUGUGUAAUUUUAUGUUAUUUUUUGUACUUUUUUUUUUUCCUUGUGUAAUGAGGAAUAAACUCUUUGAAUCCAACAUAUUUGAGUGGGAAUUCCAUAUUUGUGUAAUAAGGUACAAUAUCAGUGUUAACUUAAAAGGCCUUAUUCUGAUUUA